Messenger RNA from Megalops cyprinoides (Indo-Pacific tarpon), 2411 nucleotides. RefSeq names its product adipocyte enhancer-binding protein 1-like. Gene Ontology annotation, biological process: negative regulation of transcription by RNA polymerase II; proteolysis. Bases 66 to 2312 code for a protein of 748 amino acids. The transcript is spliced from 17 exons. Lineage: Eukaryota; Metazoa; Chordata; Actinopteri; Elopiformes; Megalopidae. The record is from RefSeq and is a predicted model, not a curated record. Gene Ontology annotation, molecular function: DNA-binding transcription repressor activity, RNA polymerase II-specific; metallocarboxypeptidase activity; zinc ion binding.
CUGCUCCCCCGCCAUAUGGAGGACUGUGGUACGAAGACUAUGACUAUGAACACACUGCAAAGAGGAUGGAGGAGGAGAGAGAAAGGAUAAGGAAAGAAAUGGAGGAAAAAGAAAGACUGAGAAAGAAGUUGGAGGAGGAAGAGAGGGAAAAAGAGAGACAGCCUCCUGUCUUCGUUGAACCAAAAAAAUGCCCCCCACUCGGAUUGGAAUCCCAUCGCAUUGAGAACGAUCAGCUCCUGGCUUCCUCUGUGGCAAACCAUGGGUUUGGCCCUCAAAGAGGCCGUCUCAAUAUGCAGGGUACGCACGAUGAGAAUGACAUGUAUGGUGGAGCCUGGUGUGCCGACAGCGAGGACAGGGAGCACUGGUUUGAGGUGGACGUUCGACAAGAGACGGAGUUCACUGGCGUCAUCACCCAGGGCAGAGACUCCCAAAUAUACAAUGACUUUGUCUCCACGUUCUAUGUGGCCUUCAGCAAUGACAGUCGGGAUUGGACCUUGCUCCACGAUGGCUACUCUGAGUGGCUGUUCUUCGGCAAUGUGGACAAGGACACGCCCGUGCUGUCCCAGUUUGUGGAGCCGGUGGUGGCACGCUACAUUCGCAUUCUGCCUCAGAGCUGGAAUGGCAGCCUGUGCAUGAGGCUGGAAGUGAUGGGCUGUCCGAUCAAGGAUGUAAACAGCUAUUAUAGUCAAAAUGAAGUCACUCCAGUGGAGGACCUGGACUUCAGACAUCACAACUACAAAGAUAUGAGACAGAUGAUGAAAGUGAUCAAUGAGGAGUGUCCCAACAUCACCAGAAUCUACAGCCUGGGCAAGAGCUACCAGGAGCUGAAGAUCUAUGCCAUGGAGAUCUCUGACAACCCUGGGGAACACGAGACAGGUGAGCCGGAGUUUCGUUACACGGCCGGUCUCCACGGUAACGAGGUGCUGGGGCGGGAGCUGCUACUCCUUCUGAUGCAGUUCCUGUGCAAGGAGUACAACGAUGGCAACCCUCGAGUGCGCCGCCUGGUGGACGGCAUACGCAUCCACCUGGUUCCCUCGCUGAACCCGGACGCCUACGAGCUGGCCUUUGAAACGGGUUCUGAGCUGGGCAACUGGGGAGUGGGCCACUGGACACAAGAGGGCUAUGAUAUCUUCCAAAACUUCCCUGACCUCAACAGUGUUCUGUGGAGUGCGGAGGACAGGGGCUGGGUCCCACGUGUCAUGGCCAAUCACCACAUCCCCAUCCCGGACAACUUCCUGUCAGAGAAUGCUUCGGUUGCUGUGGAGACACGAGCCAUCAUUUCAUGGAUGGAGAAGCACCCUUUUGUGCUGGGGGCAAACCUUCAGGGAGGGGAGAAGGUCGUGACAUACCCCUUCGAUAUGGCCCGGCCACCCAAAAUGGAGGCUGAGAGCGGGGCAAGCAGACGCAGGGCACGGCAGUAUGAGGAGGAGGAGGAGGACGAGGAAGAGGAGUCACCGGACGACUCCAUGUUCCGCUGGCUUGCCAUCUCCUAUGCCUCCACCCAUCUCACCAUGACCUACCAAAGCUCCUGUCAAACCGAUGACAUGACCGGCGGGCAGGGCAUCGUCAACCGUGCAAAAUGGAAGCCGGUUGAGGGAAGCAUGAAUGACUUCAGUUACCUGCAUACCAACUGCUUUGAGCUGUCCAUCUUCCUUGGCUGUGACAAGUUCCCCCAUGAAAGUGAACUGGCCCAGGAAUGGGAGAACAACCGCGAGGCCCUGUUGGUGUUCAUGGAGCAGGUGCAUCGUGGGAUCAGGGGUGUGGUCAAGGACCGUGAUGGCAACCCUGUUGCCAACGCAACUGUGUCCGUGGAAGGGGUGGACCACGAUGUCAAAACAGCGGACACUGGGGACUACUGGCGGCUGCUGAACCCGGGUGAGUACCGAGUGACAGUGCGGGCAGAGGGCUACUCACCCCUGACCCGGCUGUGUGUGGUGGGCUACGACGCGGGCGCCACCCCCUGCAGCUUCACCCUCAGCAAGUCGAACUGGGAUCGCAUCCGGGAGAUCAUGGCCCUCAACGGCAACAAGCCCAUCCGGCUCCUCAGACUGCGCCUGCGCCGACUCCGCCAGCAGAGACUGAGAGCCAGCCUCACCACAACCGUGCCACCCACAACCGUGCCACCCACAACCACCACCACAACCACCACCCUUCCCCCCACCACCACGACCGAGCUCCUGACCGAGGGCACCACCUCCUGGUACGACUCCUGGGUCUACGAGGAAAACCCCACCGCUACCACGCUCGCCCAGCCGGUCUACACCGAAGCUACACCAGAUUACAGCUUCGAGUACAAAAUAGAUGAUUAUUAGACACUAAGAGCAUGCACUCACAUUUCUGCAUAUCUCAAAGAGAAAGUUCUGCUAUUAGUCCAUCAGCUAUGGACAUUGAUAAAGUGUCCCAAGAGUAAA